Symbiodinium sp. CCMP2592 is the source of this 4101-nucleotide messenger RNA. Lineage: Eukaryota; Dinophyceae; Suessiales; Symbiodiniaceae. The record is from the annotation of a GenBank genome assembly.
AUGUUGUUGAGGCUGCUCCAAGGGCAGCAAGAGAAGCUCCAGAGGCUGCAGGAGAUGAUGGGAGCCCAGGUUCAAGGGCAACAGCAGCUUGCGGCUGCGACGCAGAGCUUUGCAUCGGCAAGCUCAUCGGCUACUAAAGGACGUGGCCUAAUUGAUGUGAAAGCUGUGGGGCGACCGAGCCAGCUGGGCGGUACUUUGGAGGAAGCGUCAAAAUGGUCGUAUCGCCUCGAGCUUUGGUUGGCCUCGCAAUUUCCGGAUGCUAGGAAGAUCCUUGCUUGGGCCAAGGAUAGAGGAGAUGCCGAGAUUUCUUUGGCGAGCCUGGAGUCGGCUUCGAUAACAGGCGUCGCCAAGGAAUCGGUGCAGGAAUUUAAUCGCCAGCUUGAGGUGGUGCUUGGGACGCUGACCAGCGACGCGCCUGGGGACAUUACCAUGAAUAGCUCGACUGGGUCGGGCUUGGAUAUGUUCAGGCGGUUGCACGCCCGCCUUGAUCCAUCAGACAUGGUCAUCAGCAUGAGGUACCCACCGGCGGUACAGCCAGCGAAAGGACUGCACUUCUUUGACGGAGCAGCAGAAGAUGGGCCUUCAUUGACCUUCAUGGCCACGGACGGAGCUGUGCCAAUGGAAGUGGAUGCUCUGAAGGGAAGCUUCAUUGGGGCUUUGGACGGCGAGGGCGAUGCCGACUCCGAGGGAGACCCUGCAGACGGUAGGGACGACGGCGCUUCGCUCCUCACCUGGUGCCGACCGCUCUGGGGCCGGCAGCGGGCUCAGAUCGCCGAGGUGGAAGCCCAGGGCAGUGAAGGUGACCAAGGGGAUCUCACCAUGCACAGGCUGAUGCUGGAUCUGGUCAAGGGCUUCAGGCCGACCUGGAUGCGGGCCGAACACCCCGCGGUCGGCAAAACGCAAGGAAAGGUGGCUGCGCCACCAUCUCGCCGAGAGAAGGCUAUGAUGAGGGGCGAAGGCGAGGGCCGAGAGCACUCUGGGGAUGAGCUCGUCACGCCUAAGGAAAGGGACUGGGGUGCCAAGUCCCGGCGGCUAACAUCAGAAGGCCGUGAGGGCAAGAAGCUCCGAGAGCAAAGAAGAAAGAAGAAAAGGGCCCAAGAGAUGCGAGAUGAGCCAAGCUAUCCUCCACCUGGCCGUGGGAUGAAGAAAAAGAAGGUGGUGCGAAGGAAGAGCAUCUCCGAGCUCACCCACAGCCAGAAGCGACAGGUUCAGGAGGCAAUCGCCUCUGCGACUUGGAAGGUCGAGCCCAAGACUAGGGGCCGGCCUCAGCUGAACAAGUUCAGCCAGAUGUUUUCGAGGGCUGUGAACUACCUUAAGGGCUACCGACUGGCCCUGCCGCAGAAGCAGAUCCGCCGCAGGGGCCUCGCCAAGCAGUACCAAGCUGCAACCAGGCGGUGGGGAAGGAGCAAGGAGGCCGGUGUAAUGCUUCGAACCAGGGUUUGGUGGGGCCGCUUCGGCCACCACCAUUCAGAUCACCGGAUCCUGGACAGUGGGGCGAGCCACAAUGUGAUCUUAAAGGCAUGGGUGAAGCACCUUGAGUGGGGACCCGCCGAAGGACCGGCAGGCUUCCGCACAGCGGAUGGAAGCUGGCUGCCAAACCUCGGUACGGCCGUGGUGUCGCUGAGGUCGACCGAAGGGUUUUCCUUUAAGGUCCGGUUUUGCGUGGCCUCGGUGCAGUGUGCGCUUCUCAGCGCCACCCAAGUCCUGAAACUUGGGCACACGAUCGUCCUGAAAGGGGCGAAGGCUGUUACCCAUGUGAAAGGAAACAAGGAGAAAGCUUUGGCGUUCAAGAUCCUUGGGUCGCCUAAGGCGACGUUUGCUUUCAAGGGUUUCCUGCGGCACUUCCCGGAGGAAGUAGGUACUGUAGAUGUACAGAAGAAUUCGAAAGUUUCACCAGACAGCCAUUUUGGCGCGGGUCAACAAUGGGAUUCCGACUUGGUCAAGGCAGUUCGUGGAUUGCCCUGGAAGACCUCUCCGGAUGAGACUGGGGAUGGUGCUCGAUUACCCGAGCAACUGACCGUCCGAGCUCAGGUUGAGGAAGGUUUGCCUCCACCUGCUCGUGAGCUGGUUAGGCCAGAGGUAGCACCCUUCAGGCGUACCUACAUCCGCCAAUCCGACCUAGACAAGUUUGGGUAUACGGCCGGAUGCGAGGCAUGUUCUGCCAUCCGUGAGGGUCGGAAGCGAACGGGCAUCAACCACACAGAGCACUGCCGAUCAAGGAUCAUGGAAGCCCUAAAGAACACAGAGGGUGGAAAAGCCCGACUGGAACGCGAAGAGCAAUGCGAGAGUGAAGUCUUCGACAAGGUGAACAUCGCAGAGGAGGAGAAGAGGAAGGUGAGCACAGGGCAGGAGGCAUCUUCUUCCACGGACCCUCCACUCACCAACCGCCUUUCAGGCCUGAGGUUCCGAGCGAACCAAGUUCUCUGCCACCUGUUGGUGCGGCUGCUUCAGCUGCGCCCAGUUGGGGGGCAGAAGAGAAAGAGUGAAGGCGGGGCGGACGAGGGUCGUGCCGAGCUGGCACCUCCUGAGGAAAGGUCCGAGGGCCGAAAGCGAAAAUCACCUGAAGAUGCCGAGGGCAUGAUCAAAGAGCUCAUUCUUCAAGAGCGCGAAGGUUUCAUUGCCAGUGUCGAGAAUGAAGAACAACCCACCUGCGACUUGGAAGACGACCUGUGGGAAGAAAAGUUCUACGACGAAAAUACUGGUAAAGAGCUUCCCGCCGAUGGUGUCAAGCAAGCUCGCAUGGAAGAGAUACAAGUUAUCAAGGACAUGCAAGUGUUGGAGCCGAUACCAAGACCCCCUGCCGAAUGGGUCAUCGGCACCCGAUGGAUUGACAUCAAUACGGGGGAUGAUCUCCGAAAGAAACUGCGCUCCAGACUGGUAGCACAAGAACUGAAAAGAAAGAAAGGAGUCAACGAAGAUCCGACCUGGACCGAGUUUUUUGCGGCAAUGCCGCCACUAUCUUCGUUGCGGGCGCUCUUCACGCUAGCUACAACUGGGCGUGUACCCGGCCCAGACAAGAAAGCCUUCCAGAUGAACGAGCAUGGAGAAGUUUGUGUGCUGUUCAUUGGCGUGAAGAAAGCUCACUUCUGGAGUCCAGUUAGGAGGCGACUCCUAGUGGAGUUACCACCAGAAGCUGGGGAAGGAGCUGACAAGCAAGGGGUGUCCAACCCGUGUCUGUACUUUCACCCAGAGCAUGGACUACGUUGCAAUGUGCAUGGGGACGACUUCACCGUCGUCGGGGGCUACAAGCUUCAAUGGUUGAUAGAGUCACUUCAGAAAGCGUGGACUAUCGAGAUUGGCCACGUGGACCAGAGAAGGGAUCGAAUCGAAAUGGAAGCCGAUCCUCGCCAUGCGGACCUGGUGUUGGAACAUCUGGGUUUGAAUAACUCCAGCCCUGUUACCACACCGCUUGUUAAAAGUACGGGGGAUGAAGAUGAGAGUCCACUCUCCAGGCAAGAUGCUGGAAUCUAUCGGUCCAUAGCAAUGAGGAUUGGGUAUCUGUCGAGCGACAGACCCGAUAUGCUUCGGACUGUGAGGGAACUGGCAAAAGGGCUCAAAGAACCCACUCGGUAUCACUGGAACUUGCUCAAGAGAGCGGGGAGAUACUUACGAGGGGCACCACGCCUGGUGCAGCUUAUCCCUCACCAAGAAGGAUUCAGCGUUAUCCAGGGAUGGAGUGACACUGAUCCUGCAGGAUGCGUUCACACAAGGAAGUCCACCACGGGGGCUGUAGAGCAACUGGGGAAGGCAGUCAUCAAAGCCACUGCAAAGGGGCAGGCAGUCAUCGCACUCUCCAAAAAACAAGCAAUGUUAGCUGAUUGGGGCAUCAAUUGCCCUGUGAUCACCAACAUGGACGCCACCACGGGCAUUUCCAUUGGAAGCCGAACAGGUCUUGGACGUGUGAAGCACAUCCACACCUGCUUCCUAUGGGUCCAAGAGGUGAUUGAUUCUGGCCGAGUCAAACUGAAGAAAGUCCCUACGGGAGAAAUGCUGGCUGAUCUGAUGACGAAGCCACUGGAUGCAAAACUCAUCCAGAAGUUCCUGCAAGGAAUGGGCUACAACAGCAGAGAGGGACGACAUCCCUUGGCCCUGAAGACGUAA